Striga asiatica is the source of this 1390-nucleotide messenger RNA. Lineage: Eukaryota; Viridiplantae; Streptophyta; Magnoliopsida; Lamiales; Orobanchaceae. The record is from the annotation of a GenBank genome assembly.
CUCUUCUAAAAAGUAAAAACUAUCCAUUUCUUCCCCUCGACAUAUUCCUUUUCCCUUUUUCACAAAAUCUUUCCAUUUGAUUCCCCUUUUUUAUCAAGUUCCCGUCUGUUCUAGUUUCUACCUUUGAAUUUGACUGCAAAUUUCUGGGACCAAAUUGGGUGUUUCUCCCCGUGAGAAGAUUAGGAUGGGUUUAAUGGAUUCCCAGGUUUUAGUCGCCCUUGGUCUUUCACUUGUGGGUGGUUUGAGUACCUCAAUCGGAGCACUUUUAGUUGUCCUUAACCAGGCUCCGAACCUUAAGAUGCUUGGGCUUUUACAGGGUUUUGCUGCUGGCCUUAUGUUGAGCAUAUCUUUCAUGGACUUGGCUCAUAAUGCCAUAAAUUCUAUUGGCUUCUUAAAAGGAAAUCUCUGGUUCUUUGCAGGUGUGAUUUUCUUUGCCAUUGUCGCUAAUUUCAUCCCUGAACCAACUCUUGCACCCAUUUCAGAUUCAAAGAGAAACAAGAAAAAUGGGGAUGAAGGUGGUAAGGACAUCAUGAAAAAACAUCGUCGCCAAGUCUUGUUCAGUGGAAUCAUCACUGCUGUAGGCAGAUAUGCUCGCUCUUGGUUGUGCCCAAGAGUCUUGGUAUUUGUUGCUGAUGGUGGUGAGACAGCUGUAGUCGUAUCUUUGUUUGAUGAAAAUCAAGAGAGUGCUGCACUGGGUCUUCGUGUUGGUCUGAACUUGGCAUUGGCUAUUGCUUUGCACAACAUACCUGAGGGUGUAGCUGUUGCACUUCCUGUUUAUUUUGCCACACAAAGCAAAUGGCAGGCAUUCAAGUUGGCUACACUUUCCGGUUUUGCCGAGCCCCUCGGUGUAAUUAUUGUAGCUUACUUAUUCCCGAGCAGCUUGAAUCCUGAAAUUCUAGAGGGCCUUCUUGGAUCAGUUGGUGGAGUAAUGGCUUUUCUGACCUUGCAUGAAAUGUUACCACUGGCAUUUGAUUACGCCGGACAAAAGCAAGCAGUAAAAGCUGUAUUUGUCGGCAUGGCUUUCAUGUCUGCUAGCCUAUAUUUCCUUGAGAUCAGCUUGCCAGCAGAUUUGAGCUUGUAAUCGAUGCACCCAUCAUCACGUACCAUGGAUACUAUAAAUUGGUCUCUCCUAAAUCCUAAUCAAUUAUGCUACAUCUACUGUUACUAUGCGCAUUUUAAAUUGUAUUUGUACGGUAGUUAUAAUUUUAUAUCAGGAUGAGGAUGAGAAUUUCAGAUCACAGAUUCACAUGCUUAGAAGAAAGACUUGAGAAAAAUAUUUGGUAAUUUGAUACUUCCCUUUACAUUAUCUCACACAAUUACUUUAAAUAUAAAUAUAAAGAGAAUAAAAGAAUAAAGAAAUUAAAAUUUAGAAAUUCUCGGCAAAGACGGG